Pseudophryne corroboree (corroboree frog) is the source of this 3138-nucleotide messenger RNA. Its product is annotated as oocyte zinc finger protein XlCOF6-like. Gene Ontology annotation, biological process: regulation of transcription by RNA polymerase II. Gene Ontology annotation, molecular function: DNA-binding transcription factor activity, RNA polymerase II-specific; RNA polymerase II transcription regulatory region sequence-specific DNA binding. The transcript has 9 exons. Gene Ontology annotation, cellular component: nucleus. Bases 1 to 2550 code for a protein of 849 amino acids. NCBI's taxonomy places the organism in Eukaryota, Metazoa, Chordata, Amphibia, Anura, Myobatrachidae. The record is from RefSeq and is a predicted model, not a curated record.
AUGAGACAAAAUGACCAGAAGAUCUUGGAAUUCACCAACAAGAUCAUUCAGCUGCUGACUGGAGAGGUAGAACAUCUGUCUGAUAUUAAAACAGAAGAUACAGAUGGAGAAGAAGAGACGUAUGUGACUGAUAUAAAGAAACCCAAUGGAUCUCAUCGACCUAUGGUAAACCUCAGAUUUCUCAAGUAUGUUAGAGUACCCAAGAUCCUUAUGGAAACACUACGCUCCAUUGUUCUAGCAAUGGAGCGGGGGGAUUUCAUGUCCAGAGGCUCUUCCUGGCCCCGGAAAAAGUUACAGCAGUGGAUACACCACUUGCUCAGCAGUCAUCAUGUGUCUUUACAUUCGGCCAUGCAAGCAUUUGGAUCCAUGGUCUCCAGCUUCCACAUGGUGAAGUACGCCCAGUUCCACUCCAGGCCUCUACAACACCUGAUCCUGACCUGGAUGAAUGGACAACCACAUCAGUUCAGGUCCCAGACGAUAAUCCUCUCUCAGAAGCUCCUGCUACACAAGUGGGGCCAGCCGGAUGUGAACCUCAUGGCCUCCAGACACAACAACAAGGUUCCAGUAUAUGAAUCCAUGACAAGAGUUCCUGAGGCAGCCUUCAUGGAUGCCCUGGCCAUGCAGUGGACCUUCCAUCUGCCAUAUGUUUUCCCUCUGGUUUCACUUUCUCCGAAGUUCAAACAAGAAGGAGCUCUGACAGUAGAUAUAGAGUUUCCCUGUUCUAUAGAUGCCAAAUGUUUUACACAGCACACAAAGUUUAUUACCCAUCAGCCUGCUAAGACAGGUGAGAAGCCAUUUCCAUGUUCUGAGUGUGGGAAAUGUUUUACACUGAAAUCAAAUCUUGUUACGCAUCAGAGAACUCACACAGGUGAGAAGCCAUUUUCCUGUUCUGAAUGUGGUAAAUGUUUUACACAGAGCUCAAAUAUGAUUAAACAUCAGAGAACUCAUACAGGCGAGAAGCCAUUUUCCUGUUCUGAGUGUGGGAAAUGUUUUUUAAUUUCACAUCACAGAACUCACACAGGUGAGAAGCCAUUUUCCUGUUCUGAGUGUGGGAAAUGUUUUUUAAGAAAAUCAAAUCUUAUUACACAUCUGAGAAGUCACACAGGUGAGAAGCCAUUUUCCUGUUCUGAGUGUGGAAAAUGUUUUUUAAGAAAAUCGGAUCUUAUUACACAUCAGAGAAGUCACACAGGUGAGAAGCCAUUUUCCUGUUCUGAAUGUGGGAAAUGUUUUUUAAGUAAAUCAAAUCUUAUUGCACAUCAGAGAAGUCACACAGGUGAGAAUCCAUUUCCAUGUUCUGAGUGUGGGAAAUCUUUUUUAUGUAAAGCACAUCUAGUUUCACAUCAGAGAAGUCACACAGGUGAGAAGCCAUUUUCCUGUUCUGAGUGUGGGAAAUGUUUUAUAAGUAAAUCAAAUCUUAUUACACAUCAGAGAAGUCACACAGGUGAGAAACCAUUUCCAUGUUCUGAGUGUGGGAAAGGUUUUUUAAUUAAAGCACAUCUUGUUGGACAUCAGAGAAGUCACACAGGUGAGAGGCCAUUUCCAUGUUCUGACUGUGGAAAAUGUUUUACUUGGAAAUCAUGUCUUGUUACACAUCAGCAAAGUCACACAGGUGAGAAGCCAUUUCCAUGUUCUGAGUGUGGGAAAUGUUUUGGCCGGAAAUCACAACUUGUUAGACAUCAGAGAACUCACACAGGUGAGAGGCCAUUUCCAUGUUCUGACUGUGGAAAAUGUUUUACUUGGAGAUCAAGUCUUGUUACACAUCAGCAAAGUCACACAGGUGAGAAGCCAUUUCCAUGUUCUGAGUGUGGGAAAUGUUUUGCCCGGAAAUCACAUCUUGUUAUACAUCAGAGAAGUCACACAGGGGAGAAGCCAUUUCCAUGUUCUGAGUGUGGGAAAUGUUUUGCAGACAAACCAGAGCUUGUUAGACAUCAGAGAAGUCACACAGGUGAGAAGCCAUUUCCAUGUUCUGAGUGUGGGAAAUGUUUUGCAGACAAACCAGAGCUUGUUAGACAUCAGAGAAGUCACACAGGUGAGAAGCCAUUUUCUUGCUCUGAGUGUGAGAAAUGUUUUUCACGGAAAUCACAUCUUGUUGAUCAUCAGCGAAGUCACACAGGUGAGAAGCCAUUUCCAUGUCCUGAGUGUGGGAAAUGUUUUGCAGACAAAUUACAUCUUGUUAGACAUCAGAGAAGUCACACAGGUAAGAAGCCAUUUUCUUGCUCUGAGUGUGGGAAAUGUUUUGCCCAGAAAUCACAACUUGUUAGACAUCAGCUAAGUCACACAGGUGAGAGGCCAUUUCCAUGUUCUGAGUGUGGGAAACGUUUUGCCCUGAAAUCAGAUCUUGUUAAACAUCAGAGAAGUCACACAGGUGAGAAGCCAUUUUCUUGCUCUGAGUGUGGGAAAUGUUUUACACAGAACUCAUAUCUUGUUAUACAUCACAGAAGUCACACAGGUGAGAAGCCAUUUCCAUGUUCUGAGUGUGGGAAAUGUUUUAGACAGAAAUCACAUCUUGUUACACACCAGAGAAAUCACACAGGUGAGAAGCCAUUUUAAUCUUCUGGAGUAUACUUAUUAUUGCCAUGCGUUGUUCUUCAAGGUUCUUAUCCUAUGUCCUGUGCUUUUUGCAAUAUACAUGCUACCACUGGGUGAAAUAAUCAGAUGUCAUGCCCUCAUCUACCACUGCUAUACAGAUGAUCUGUCUUUUGUUCUGGGUACUGAGAACCCAGUACCAAUCCUAAAUGUCUAGCUGAGCUCCAGGUGUGGGUGUUGCCAGUUGGCUGUGACUCAAUCCUGGUGAAACAGGUCCUUAUGCUAGCUCACCAACAAAGGACAGGGCUACAGCUCAGCUUUGUUACCAACCAGACUUACGCUUGGGGGUUCAGGUUUACAUAAUGCUGAUCCUGUGCAGAAUCUUGGUGUCCUGGAUGGUGGAGUGACACUUAGACAUCAGUAUCUGCCACAAUCAGAUCCUCAUUUGAGGAACAUAGUCAGACUCCAGCACUUUAUUCCCUCAGAAAAUCUACCUACAGUCAUACAUGCUCUUGUAUCAUCACACAUAGACUACUGCAAUGUCCUCUACCUGGGUCUCCCAGCAAUAGAAUUGCACCGGUUGUAGCUUGUACAGAAUGCAGCAGCCAGGCU